CCUCCUCCUUAAGUGACUCAGCCUCUGAAGGAGAAACCUCUUGACUUUUCAGACAGCUGGAUGGGGAAGGACAAUUCAGCUCUCUGUCUGCCCUGACUGUACCUCAUUUUCAGGUAUCUACAGGUUGACUUACCAUACUGAGCCGCUCUAGGACACUAACUUCUGGAUUUCCACAGAAGGACACCCCGCUGAAAAAAAUGUCAGCUUUCAGCAUACGAAAACAGGCUCCUCACAAAAGCGAUAAUAAGAGCCCCUCUGUUGCAAUUAAAAGCAGACAACAGGCUACUCAUGAUAGUAACAAACGACGGACCCUUUUGCAAGAUAGCAGCUGGAUAAAGAAGAGGCCUGAAGAGGAAAAUGCUGAUGAAAACUAUGGAAGGGCUGUGCUUAACCAGUACAAAUCUCAAGAUAGCCUACACAGUGCCACAAAUGAAAAGGAAGAUCAGAAAGCUGUACUUGGACGUUACAGGUCUGAUACUACCCUGGACAGAAUUCCAGACAAAAGUGACACUGAUAAAAUAAAUAAGUCCCCAACUCUGAAUAAUAAGGAGAGCAACAGACAAUCUUGGACUUCUAAUGCAGCACCCACAAACACUGCUGUGACUUCUCCAAUCAAGAAAAAAAGGCAAUCGUGGAUGCCUCCUCCAGUUUCAAGUAGUAAAACCACAACAGAAACAUUGGAAACCAAAAGGACCACUUCAGAAAAUUCAGAGGCUCCAACAACGUAUGCCUUUUCAUCAGAACAGGUGACCCCUCAGAAAUCCAAGACUGAGGUGAAUGAUCAAGCUACAGCAAGGAACCAAAAUCUUGAUAACCAACUCAAAGUGAAACCAAGUUCUUUCACAAGUGACAAGGAAGGAAAAGACCUUAAGGAUUUUACUGAAAUAUAUACUGCUGGUCAGAAAAAUAAGAGGAUAACUGAGCAAGCAUAUGAAAAUCCUCCAAGGGCUCUAAAUAAUCUCCCAGAAACAAACUACUACAGUGACAGCGAAAGAAAGACCAGCAAAUCAUCAUAUGGUACCUAUGACAAAAAUAUAACUGGAAAUACUAUCAAAACUGUUUACUCUACUUCUGAUCGGAGUAUAAUUGGAAAAGAUAUAUGUACAUACUGCAGGAAGCCCUUGGGCAUAGAUGCCAAAAUGAUCUUAGAUGCCUUGCAAAUUUGCUGUCAUUCAACUUGCUUCAAGUGUGAAGUAUGUAAAAGACCACUGGAAGAUCUGAGAGCAGGAGACAGCAUUUGGAUUUACAGACAAACUGUGCAUUGUGAGCCUUGCUAUUCCAAAGUUAAAGAAAAGUGGAUUUACUAAUUUGACAUACAGCGUGAUAAAGAAGUUCCACUAGUGUUUAGUUAAGUGUAUUGCCCUGUUAAUUCAAACCACUAUGGAAAAUGAUUAUUUUUUACUGCUAGGAACAAAUACUUUAAAUGCAGUCCCACUGCAUGGUUCCCAAAGGAAUCAAGUGCUUGAGAAUUUAGGUGGUUUUUUUAAUACAUACAUUCCAGGAAGCAAAACAAGAUACUGUUCAAUAUAUUUAUCAGAUUUGUGAAACUACAUGGAAAACUAAUAAUAAUUUAUUAAAAUUUUCUGAAUGGCAGGAUAUACCUACACAUACGUUUUGAAGGGGCUGUAUUCUUUUUACUGAAAACACAUCUCCUCAAAGACCUGUUACCUUUAUAUAGCAUGUAUAGGAUUAAUCCCAUCAAAGAUUAAUCAUUUAGAAGUCAGCUAUUCAGUUUAAACUACUGUUUUAACACAGAGUGAGGUGGGUUCACUCUGUGCCUUUCAGGAGAGACAUCAGUCUGCAGAGGAAGAUUAUUCCCAACUAACUUAAAUGAUAACUUUACAAUGGAACGAAUCAUCUUUGGAAAAUGCAUCUCUGUUACUGGAGAGGAAUUCCAGACAAAAAAUGCUAGAGGGUUUCAAUUAGAAGUAUCCCACCCCCCUGUGUGUAAUUCUGGUAACUAUUGUAUAC
Molecule: messenger RNA, 1971 nt
Organism: Pezoporus flaviventris
Lineage: Eukaryota; Metazoa; Chordata; Aves; Psittaciformes; Psittacidae
Gene: SCEL
Product: sciellin
Exons: 17
Coding region: 198-1307 (369 amino acids)
Biological process (GO): epidermis development
Cellular component (GO): cytoplasm
Source: RefSeq, a predicted model, not a curated record